Molecule: messenger RNA, 1394 nt
Organism: Chlorella variabilis
Lineage: Eukaryota; Viridiplantae; Chlorophyta; Trebouxiophyceae; Chlorellales; Chlorellaceae
Product: expressed protein
Exons: 6
Coding region: 216-1394 (392 amino acids)
Source: RefSeq, a predicted model, not a curated record
AGCGGAUUGAGGCCUCUCCUCUCUUCUCGACUCCUUCCUGUGCUCGUCCGGUAGCCGGCAGCGCGCCAAGCGCAACCCUCUUCAGCCGCCGCAACCCUUUUCAGCCGCCAGCCCUUUCAAGAGACAUGCAGUGACAAUAACGAGAUCAGCAGCGGUAGCGAGUUAGCGAGAAGGGCAGGUGCUAGGUGCGAGCGGCCAGCACUGGCGACAGCAGCAUGGUGCGGGCAGUCAAGGUGGUGCCACUGGCCGAGGACGGCUCCGCCGGCAGCGUGCGGCGCCUGAUGGGCAAGGUGCCCUCUCUGGUGUUCGAUGUCGAUGACCUGAAUGACGCUGCGCAGCAUGCGGCUGCCGAGGCACUGGACGAGUCCAGCGUGGCGGAGGUCAAGCAGAAGCUGCAGACCCUGCUGGAGCCGUGGUCCGAGCCAGAGUACAUGCUGCUGCUGCACGUGCGGUUUGCGCGCGAGGAUGCCGCCAAGCGCGGCCAGCCGCAGACGGUGCCCGAGCUGGCCGACACGCUGCGCCGCCUGGGCUACGCUGUCAAGCUGCGCACCGCGCUGGGCGGCGGCUCUGGCGGCGCCUGUCUGCGCAGCCUGCGCCACUCCUUCCUCACCGUCUCAGUGUCGGGAACUUCUGGCUCCAUGUCUUACGUGCUGGACCCACGCUUCCGCGACCAGUUUGAGAUUGCGCAUGCCACACCACGCUACACCAAAAUCCUGGAGGCCGUGGGCUCUGACGUCGUCACAACGCAGGAUCGCCUGACCAGGGUGGUUGAGAUUUUGUGCUCCGAAAUGGCGCAUGCCUUCCAGGAGACGGGCACUCCGCUGCCGCCUUGGCGCCAGCACGCCGCCAUGCUGUCCAAGUGGCUGCCGCGGCGCAGCGAGGAGGUGGACCUCACUGCCGCGCUCAACAACGGCGCAGGACUGCAGCCCACGGGCCUGCCGCUGGGCGGCAUACCUGGCGGUGGCACCAAGCGCCUGACAGGCCCCAGCACCGUCGCACAGCGCCUGAUGAUGCUGGGCGUGGUGCAGCAGCAGAUCAACCCCUCGCCCAUCGCCGAGGGCGUGGAGCACGCUUCAGGAUCUGUGGAAGAGGACGACGGGUGGGAGGCGCUGGACGGGCCCGCCUCCACCAGCUCUUCUGAGCACUCUGUGCAUUUGGAUGACUGGAAUGAUGAGGCCGAGCAGGACCCGCCGCCCGUGCCAGCGCAAGCGCCUGCCCCCGCACGAAAGGCGCAAGCAGCGCCCAUCAUGGUUGUUUCAAUCCCCCCUCGCGGCGGCGCUGUGCAGCCUCGUGGCAAGGCCAUCCUCGAAGGCAUCCGGGCGGCCGCCGCCGCCCUGCCUCACCGCCGCAAUAACACCUGGGCUGGUUUUUCUUUCCCUUCCGACCAGCAUUAA